UCACCUUUUCCAUUUUAACCCACCCCCUUGUUUCUUCAGCCCUUUGCCCAUCCCUCUCAGGUCUCUCUCUCUCUCCCUCACCUACCCUUCUUCGCUUCAAUUUUUUUCCCUCUAAAUUUUGUUGACAACUUUUACAUAUAUUUGGGCCAGAGAAAAGACAAAUAUGUUUGAUUUUGGGGACGAACUAACAAUUGAAAGCUACAGAAUUCCAUGGCUAGUAUGGAUCCAAAUACUUGUCAUGCUCCUUCUCGUGGUUCUUCUCUUUUGCUUCAGCCUCUCCGCUCUGGAUCUCCCCGACAGGACUUCCUCAGCUUCCGCAUCCCUUUGCCCCGAAUCCCAGCUGGACAAAAAACCUGUUUUCAAGCAAAAUACAAGACUUGUGUCCACUUGCUUCCAGGCUUCCCAGGUUGGAGAAAUCCAUAGUAUGAAGGGUGAGAUAGCCACAGGAGCAAGCAGAAGGAUAGGGAGAGGAGAAGACACUGUAGAAAAGGAAGGCCCUUCAUCAAAAGAAGCAAAUCAAAAUUGUUAUCACCCUUGUCACUAUCUCAGGCUUGCUAAGCUAGCAUUUCUUAAGUGCUUGGGUCUGGAUUCCUCGUCUGAGAGUAGUUCAACUAGUGAACAAAGAAACGAAAGAUAGUGCUUAAUUGUGUUAACAUGUCUUAUCAAAUUCUUUCAUUCAGCUUCGGUAUAGAAUUGCUGUACAGGGAAUUUUCCAAAUUUGAUGUUCAAUCAAUCAACACCAAUAGCUGAGAUUGGCCCCA
This is a messenger RNA of Theobroma cacao (cacao), 761 nucleotides long. RefSeq lists its product as uncharacterized. The record is from RefSeq and is a predicted model, not a curated record. Gene Ontology annotation, biological process: innate immune response. Lineage: Eukaryota; Viridiplantae; Streptophyta; Magnoliopsida; Malvales; Malvaceae.